AUGGAAGUCGAAAAACCCUCAACCCCCGUCGAGAUCGAGAAGGUCAAGAUGACGGAGAUUGAGCAUGAGCGUGCCGAGCUGCUGGCCAAUCUCCCCGAUCCGGACGCGGGCAAGGAUGACGAAGAGCGUCGCCAAAUAGACAAAAAGCUCAUGUGGAGGGUUGACAUGGCUCUGAUUCCUUGGCUUUCAUUUUUGUACCUUUUAUCCUUCUUGGAUCGAACAAACAUUGGUAAUGCUCGUCUGGCGGGCCUCGAGGACGACCUCGGGAUGGUCAAAGGAGACUACAACAACAACUUGACCGUUUUCUUUGUCGCUUACGCGGUCAUGGAGCCUGCCACCAAUGCCUUACUCAAGAUGAUCACACCUCGUCUAUUCUUCACCAUAAUUAUCGUUUCGUGGGGUAUCAUCAUGACUCUGAUGGGUCUGGUCACCAACAACUCAGGUCUCCUCGCUGCCCGUUUCUUCCUCGGGUUGGCUGAGGCCGGCUUGUUCCCUGGUGUGAACUACUAUCUUUCUUGCUGGUACAAGAGCUCCGAAAUUGGUAUCCGUUCCUCCAUCUUCUUUUCGGCGGCUGCACUAGCCGGAUCCUUUGGUGGUCUGCUCGCGGCCGCUAUUGAAAAGAUGGAUGGACUUGGUGGCAAGGACGGUUGGGCAUGGAUUUUCAUUCUCGAAGGUCUUGCCACUGUCAUCGCAGGUUGCUUCUGCUGGUGGCUUGUCUUUGAUUGGCCUGAGACAGCCCGGUUCCUCAGUGCAGAUGAUCGCAUUCGCGUUCAGCGACGUCUUAUCAUGGAUCGCCAGGGCCGCACUGCCGAAGACUCCGACAAGAGACAUAUGUGGGCCGCUAUGAGAGAUUGGAAGACAUAUGGAUAUAUGGUCAUCUAUAUGGGCUGCCUCACUCCGCUGUAUGCCUUCUCUCUUUUCCUUCCCACGAUCAUUGCUGGCAUGGGCCACCAAGGAACCAAAGCUCAGCUACUCUCUGUCCCUCCCUAUGCCGUUGCUGCCGCGUUGACUGUCUGCGUUGGCUUCUAUGCCGACCGCACUCGCCAGCGAGGCCUUUGCAAUAUCGCCACUGUUCUGCUUGGCAUUGUUGGCUUCGCCAUGCUGAUCGCCAGUUCCGACCCAACUGUGCAGUACGCUGCUGUGUUCCUCAGCGCAGCGGGCAUUUAUCCAACCAUCCCGAACACGCUCUCAUGGCUGAACAACAACACCGAAGGUUCCCUGAAGCGUGCUUUUGUCUUGGGCGUCGUCGUCGGCUGGGGAAAUCUGAAUGGUGUCGUGUCUUCAAACAUCUAUUUGGCGCAGCAGAAGCCUCACUACUACACUGGACAUGGUGUUCUUCUUGGCUUUUUGACUGUGUUUUUGCUUGGUGGCUCCAUAUGGAUGCAUCUUGGACUUCGCAAGAUGAACAAAGAUCGCAGGGCUGGCAAGCUAGAUGAACACUGGAGCACUCUGACAGAUGAUCAGAAGUGGAUCCAGGGUGAUCUUCGUCCCGACUUUAUGUACGUUCUAUAA
Molecule: messenger RNA, 1512 nt
Organism: Penicillium salamii
Lineage: Eukaryota; Fungi; Ascomycota; Eurotiomycetes; Eurotiales; Aspergillaceae
Source: the annotation of a GenBank genome assembly